Molecule: messenger RNA, 2370 nt
Organism: Pygocentrus nattereri (red-bellied piranha)
Lineage: Eukaryota; Metazoa; Chordata; Actinopteri; Characiformes; Serrasalmidae
Product: histone acetyltransferase KAT5-like
Exons: 15
Coding region: 35-1576 (513 amino acids)
Biological process (GO): regulation of DNA-templated transcription
Molecular function (GO): histone acetyltransferase activity
Source: RefSeq, a predicted model, not a curated record
GCCGAAGAAGAAAAAGAAAACACUGAAGGCCAAAAUGACGGACUCGUCGGUGGAGAUCGUGGAGGGCUGCCGUCUUCCUGUGCUCCGGAAAAAUCAGGAGAAUGAAGACGAGUGGCCAUUGGCAGAAAUUCUCAGCGUCAAAGAUACUCUUGGGAGAAAGCUGUACUAUGUUCACUAUGUUGACUUUAACAAGCGUCUGGAUGAAUGGGUCACUCCAGACCGGCUGGACAUAAAAAAGCUCCAGUUCCCAAAGAAGGAGGCAAAGACACCCACAAAGAACGGCCUGCCUGGGUCUCGGCCCAGCUCACCAGACAGAGAUGUGAGGAAGAGUCUAGAUCUCAACGUUCAGUCUGCUUCAGCUCCUUCCAGAGGCAAAACCCUUCCCACUCCGAAGAGAAAAGCAGAGUCUGUCUCACUGGCAUCUCAAGUUUCUGCUGUGACAUCAGUGCCUUCACUCCCCAGCUCUACAGAGGUCUCGCAGGCGUCCGUGUACCCAGCAGUCCGAGAAGCUUUCAGCACCAAAUCCAGAGAGGAUGAACAGCUCACUUCCAUCACCACGAACGGCACAACAAGGCGUAUUCUCCCAUCUCAGCCUGGCAGAAAGAGGAAGAAUUGCGGUACAGAUGAGAUGAUAAAGGUAUUCCAGUAUAACAGCCCUCGCAACGCCAGUGGCUGUCUGCCGCCAGGAGAGGACUCUCAGGACAGCUCAGAUGGAAUUCCAUCUGCGCCCCGUAUGACUGGCAGUUUGGUGUCGGACCGCAGCCAUGAUGACAUUGUCACACGCAUGAAGAACAUUGAUUGCAUCGAGCUGGGUCGUCAUCGGCUCAAGCCCUGGUACUUCUCACCGUACCCACAGGAGCUGACUUCUCUGCCCGUCCUCUACCUCUGCGAGUUCUGCCUCAAGUACCUCAAGAGCCUCAAGUGUCUGCAGAGGCACCUGACAAAGUGUAACCUCCGGCAUCCUCCAGGAAAUGAGAUCUACCGCAAAGGGACCAUCUCCUUCUUUGAGAUUGAUGGCAGGAAAAACAAGACAUACUCCCAGAAUUUGUGUUUACUGGCAAAAUGCUUCCUUGACCACAAGACCCUGUACUAUGACACAGACCCCUUCCUCUUUUACGUUAUGACAGAGUAUGACUCCAAGGGCUUCCACAUUGUCGGCUACUUCUCUAAGGAAAAAGAGUCAACAGAAGAUUAUAAUGUGGCCUGUAUUCUGACAUUGCCACCAUAUCAGAGGAGAGGCUACGGCAAACUGCUGAUUGAGUUCAGUUAUGAGCUGUCUAAGGUUGAAGGGAAGACGGGUACACCAGAGAAGCCUCUGUCUGAUCUGGGUCUGCUGUCUUACCGCUCCUACUGGUCUCAGACUAUUCUGGAAAUACUCAUGGAGCUCAAAUCAGACAACGGCGAACGACCGCAAAUCACCAUAAAUGAAAUUAGCGAGAUAACCAGUGUAAAGAAAGAGGAUGUAAUAUCAACUCUACAGUACCUCAACCUUAUCAAUUACUACAAGUCUCCUCUGUUCUCAUUCUCAGGGUCAAUAUAUUCUCACUCUCUCAGAGGACAUUGUAGAGGGUCAUGAACGUGCCAUGCAGAAGCGCCACCUACGGAUUGACCCCAAAUGUCUGCAUUUCACCCCAAAAGACUGGAGCAAAAGGGGCAAGUGGUAGAGACAUGUUUCACUGUGGGGCCCAUAGCACACAAGCUCAGAGACCUCCUAAAAACCUGGAUGACCAAGUGGGCCUCAGAACUUGCAGACCUUAAGUAACAAAUUUGUCACGAUCAGACUUUUAAAGACUUGAAAAUGAAAAAAGUUUAUUAUUGCUUGUUGUUCUCCUGCUUAAGUGACCAGCAGCUAUAAACAGAUGUUUGCUUUUUCCUGAAAUCAGCAAUUUGGUCUUCAUCUAAACAUUGGACAUUGGUGGACUUCUGAGGCGCUUCACUGUUGUUCAUAUUUUCCUUUUUUGUGAGAUUUUUCAUGUCUCUAAACAAAUUGCUUAAUUAAUAGGUUUCAUAAGAAAUCACAACAGCUUCUUUUUUUUUCUUUCACAAUGUGGAAGUGUCAAAUGAGAUGACUUUAAGGAGCAAUGUUUGGUCAUUUAAGGUAUUUUCUAUCAGAACAGAGACUUGUGGAUUCUGCAUAACCACCAUCACAUAUUCACCCCCUCAGGCUAAAGCUGAGUACUGAUCAUUACAGACUGUAUAUAAUGUACAUUAUUUUCUCUCACUCUCUCUCUUUUUGUAAAGGAAGUUUAAAUGUAUUACUGCAUGUCUGUGUGCCAUGUUGAACUGUUACAUGAAUGUAAAUUGGAAUACCUGUACAGCUGUCAGUCUUAAAAAAGAAAGAAAAUAAAUGACUACUUAUAGCUAAAAGGG